UAAAAUUCAAAACUCGCUUGUCAGUUGUCCAUCGUUUGCUGAAACGGAUACAGAAAGCUUCGUGAAGGCGACUUUGGCUCAAGCAUGAAGAUUCUUGCAAUAUUCGCCUUGGUUUUUGUAUUAUAUUCCCCUGACGUCUUGGGUAAGUGACAUUUUAAAUGCUUUUCUAGAAUACUAUCGGAUAUGCAUAAAUUGCGCGGCGUUUAUUUGCGCGUUUGUUUAGGGUAUGCCUUAUGAGAAAGGUCAACAGUGUAAUGGUAUAAAUUGGAUGAAGCUUGUCAGUUUAUGAGCUGAAAUAUGUUAAAAUACGUAUAAAUAUCUCCAGGCAUUAUAUUGGUCAUAAUGUUCGUGUGGUAAUUGGAUAAAUAAGUGCGUUACCUUAUAUAUAAAAUAUAUCAGUUGCGUCCAAUAUAUAUUUUAAAUGUAUGAAUGUAUGACACAAUUCAGCUGAUAGUCACAGGAUGUGAUAUAGGUUGGAUUUCUAGACUGCUCGAUAAUUCGAAAGUUUCGCAUUUAUAUGCAUACAACCACCUGAAAAAUACAGGGGAAUUUCGACGUUUCGAGCGAAGGCCCUUCGUUGGGAAAUCAGUAGAGAAAUAUUUUUCAGGUGCUUGCAUCCCUAACAAUCCGAAGCUCUCUUUAAUAUUAUUGCCACUGCCUACAAUGCCUGCACUGGCACAGAGCCACAGAUCGUUCAAGAGAAUGCUCGGUAAUUAUGCUAGACUAUAGAAAUAAAACGACAAUAUAUAUUUCAGCCACAACUAAAUACAUUUCUGAUUAAAGCAAUCAGUUAAUAAAUUUCAUUGAAACAUUUUUGUGCAACAGAACGCGCUAGAUGCCAUUCCAUAAUCUGCGAUGCUCUUGAAGUAACACUUGUCAAUGAGAAGGAUCUUGCUGGAGUAAUUUGACACGCCAGAAAGUUGUGUUGAAGAUUUUAUAGGCACUAUGGCCGAGUCUUUAAUAGUUGAAAGGGUUUUGUAGAUUAUAUACAAUUUCAUAGUUUGAGAUGUUUUGAAUCUCCUCGAGGCGCCUGAUAUAAAACCUCAUGUGAUAUAACUUGCACAGACCUGCGACUCGACGAGUCCGCUUUGGACAUCGUCCAACUGUGUUAUGAAGCAAAGCAAAACAGCAACGAGCAAGAGAAUGCCAACGUGAAAUUUGAUUUAAAUAUUCGACUUUAUUCCCGAUACGAUGGCUGGAAUAUUUGAGCUGUUAGAUCGAGAGAUGUUCAGUAUUGUUGUAGAAGCCUUUGUGGUCAGGAAUAAACUCAACCAGCUAACGUGUUUGGGCGCGUUGCUACCCAAUUCAGAAGAGGUUGUGGGUGUAUGCUUGACACACGUCAGACAGCUAGAUUUAAUACAUUUGGCUGAUUUGGGCCUCGUCUUGAAAGACUUAGUUGGGCCUCGUCUUGAAAGAAUGUUCACAUUAUCAAUACCCGCAGUACAACAAAGGAUUAUGUGUGUAGUUUGGCAUCCCCUUGGUAUACAGGGUGUAUCAAAAAAAACUGAACAGAUUUAAAAUUGCUCUCAAUUUCGCAAAACAGCUAUUUGUAUCUGGUUUUUUAUAUAUAUAGCUUCUUUGGGUACUUAUAAUGUAAAAUAAUGAAAAAAAUUUCUCGAACUCAAAUUUUGUGAACCAGGGGGGGGUGUCUUUUCCAACAAACUAAAAAGGGCUCGCGCACAAAAUUUAAAAGCUGCAAUCAUAUUUUGAGUUAACAGAUGGAAAAUUUGUCGGGAUUUUAAUUACUGUACAAAAUUUCAGACAAUUUGGUUUAGUUUAAGCCCCUUAACUAUUCACGCAAAGUUACAAUUUUCCCGAAAAAUCAGCUAUUUGCAUGGUUAAUUAAUGCAUUUGCCUAAUUUGCAUAUGUCAGCAAUAUGCAAAUUAGGUAAAGGCAUUAAUUAAGCAUGCGAAAGGCUGACUUUUUAGAACAAAAUGAAUAGUUAAAGGGCUUAAACUAAACCAAAUUGUAUGAAAUUUUGUACAGUAAUUAAAAACCCGACAAAUUUUCAAUCUAUCAACUCCAAAUAUUAUUAGAGCUUUUAAAUUUUGUGCGCGAGCCAUUUUUAGUUUGUUGGAAAAGACACACCCCCCUGGUUCACAAAAUUUGAGUUCGAGAAAUUUUUUUCAUUAUUUUACAUUAUAAGUACCCAAAGAAGCUAUAUAUAUAAAAAAACAGAUACAAAUAGGUGUUUUGCGAAAUUGAGAGCAAUUUCAAAUCUGUUCAGUUUUUUUUGAUACACCCUGUAUAUAUGUAUACAAGAACUUGUGGUUAGAGCUUGACAACUGGCCUCUAUAGCUCAGUUGGUUAGAGCACUGCACCGGAAUCACAGAGCCGCAGGUUCGAUUCGUGCCAGAGGGCUCUACCCGUCGAAGACUGCAGACUGGCAGUCGAAAGCUUGUAAUAAAUAAAUCUUUUUAACCAGAGAACGUUUACACAAUUAAAGAGGGCCUGUAAUUGCAUUUUGCGCAGGUGUUACUGAUUAGGUCUACAAUAUAUCUACAAAAAGCUUUCACAUUAUCAAUAUCCGCAGUACAACAAGGGAUUAGGUGUGCAGACGCUGUAGUCCCUAUAUUUGCGGUUUAUUGCAUAAUAUACCACCGGUAUUUUAAUAUUUUGGUGGUAAUUUGCGACUACAAUAUCUCAUCUUACUCAGAAAUAGCGUGACUCUCUGUGUGAUAAAACUUCACCCUGCGGCGUCGACAUUUCAAGAGUUAGUCAUCCCGCCACCGACGGGCAAAAAUUCGUUUAACGAAUUUUUGGUGGAUUGAAAAGGAUUUCAAGCUAAAACCAUAUAGUUGCAUCAUGUAAGACCAAGUGACCAACCGACUAUUCAAACUAUUUACUUAGCGCGCAAUUGCCAAAAACUCAUGACAGACUAUUUUAAUUUCUAGGCGUUUAAAAUCUCCCCCAAAAAAUCACAUUUACGAAACGUACGGACGGUGGGACCGCUCCUUAGAAGUUAGCUACGCAUUUAAAAAGUCAUUGUCCAGAACGUCCUUUUGCCAAAAAGGCUUGAGAACUUGAGAACGAAGGGCUUUCGCUUGAAACAUCAAAGCUUUACUGGUAUUUUUCAGCCAGUUGCAUGAAUCCUGCUGGACCCGUGGCUUUCCACAGUUUGAGACAGCAAGAAUUUGUUGGGGGUCAAUGGACCAUUUGCAUUAUAGACUAAAUUUUGAUCUCAACAAGCCUAGAUAAAAAUUUCAUCACAGCUUGAAAGAGCAUCACAAAAUUAGUAAUAUUCCAACGUUUCGUUGCGAAAUGUUGUAAAAUGCGGAUAAUAUAGCCUUACGAAGUUUGCCGUUUUUCAGUCAUUUUGCAUUACGCGGGGGAAAUUGACAGUCCAAUACCCUUUGGGGCUGUCAAUUUCCCGUUUGUAAUAGAAAAUGACUGAAAAAGCAAGAAUUUGUUGGGGGUCAAUUGAUUCCCGCCCGGUGCCCCAUAUUAAAGGUGGCUUCUUGGGCGAUACUUCCUGUCUGUAAUCCGAAUUUUAUCAGGAAGUUAUUUUUCACAUAAUGACUAACAGAUUUGGCCAUUUGUAUAAUAGAAUUUUAUACUUGCGACUCCUAUAGCGAUGAAUCAGAUUCCUAGCCUGCGUAGUAGGCGCAAUUUAGGGGGGAGGGCGAGGGUGCGAAAAGCUAGGGGGAUGCCUGCUACGCAGGCUACCAGAUUCCUGGAGAUACGAAUUUAAAUCUUUCUCAAACCACAUGCUUCAAAUUUUCUCCCUUGCUUACUUUAGUCUGAUUUGGCGAUAAAGCCUAACACAUUUCAAGAUAUAUUUUAUAAUAUUUACAAUGAGACUUAACCCCUGCUAAAAAUAAACUAUUAUAGUGACAUGUAAAAACAAAAUGUAUGACUUGAUAUGUUAUUCUAUAAACUUCUAAUUUAUGCGAUGCGCGCAUCAUUAUAUUAUUCAGCUCAAUCCCCUAAGUUGGGGCUUUUCAGUGACGAUUACAUCAAGUUUUACGCUUACUUAUGUUACUUACUUGGCCUAGAGAUAAACACAGUUAAAGUGCCUAUGACACGAAAUUUUACCCCAAAUGUUUAUGAUUGCAUUGUAAAGAUCACUUAAAAUGACUUAAUAAUUUCUUUUAUAGAAUUUUGGUAACUUGCUUCCUUUGCCAGAUAUUCAACUUUGUUUCAUAUGCAAAUAUCACCGGUGUGACAUCACAUCGCAUAAUGACAUUUUGAAAACGCAAUAUUUUACCUUGAUAAGAUAAAAUAUUUUUGCAAACUAAUACAGAGGUUUAAUCAUCAGUUAUUAAAUUAAUAUAUAUAUACAAGGGCAAUUUUGAAGUUUUUUAGAUACGUAUUCGUCAAGAAAACUAUACUUUUCUGAAAACUCAUUAUGUGAUGUGAUGUCACACGUGUCAUAGGCACUUUAAGAAAUUGUAAAGAUAAAUAGUCUAGGGCCCUAGACUAUUUAUCUUUACAACAAUUGUGAUAUUACUUUCUUGACUGUGUUUAUCCUAAUCCACCCUGUCAACUUUCCCGUGGGAGGAAACCAAAGCACCCGGAGAAAACCCACGACUUUCGGCAGAGCGUUGACUGACUCUUUUCACAUGAGUCUGUAACGACAUGUGCUUUAUAGACUUUAUAUGCGAAAGAAAUACCUGCGUGUAACGCGCAAUGUAAUUCUGCAUAAAGUGCGCAUUUAUAACGAAAAACAUUUGGACGGGCAAUUUUAUAAAAGUCGGGCAAAUCUUUGUCCGUCUCUAAACUUUUCCUCCUCUUUCGCCUAUGAUUGUGACGCAUGAUAUGGAAAACAAUAGUUGAUUUUCAAAACAAUAAAAAGACAAUGAAAUAUCCUAUUACUGAGAUCACAUCAUCUGUUAUGCUAAAGUAAUAAAAUGGCUCAUCCCAUAUUAAAAUCAUUGUCACUCAUAGUCAUUCUAAUCUACACAAAUAAGGAGCGCAGAAAAUGCACAUUGCCUAUAAAACACGUAGUCAUACAAAUGUGAGAUGACUUGGCAGUUUUUGGAAAUUAUUGGGAUAAUAUUUUCCCGGAAAUAUUAAAAAAUGCUUCCUAGAUAGCCUUGCCUUUUCCUAUAUUCCAUAAACAUGGCAUACAAUUUCAAUUUUGCAAACCAAGAGAUUCAAUACUAUAAACCAGGGACGCUGGAACUGGGGGGCAGGAGGGGAAGCCGCCCUCGUUGCCCUUUACCAGGAGGGGCAAGGGGGGCAAAGGUGCCCUUUCAAUUUAAAUGAUUGCCUUAGCGAAAUAGCGAAUUGUCAGAAAUAUUAGUGCAAUUCUUUUACGAAUUUGCUUCAGAAAACGCAAGAAAUGCAGUCAUCGAGCUUCAAGAAUAGCACAAUCGCCUGGCGGAGAACCCCCUCACUCCCCCUAUCAUCCAAUAAAUAGAAAACAUGAUUAGGCGAAGUUCAACUCCCGAUCCGAUGUCUUGCAAACAUCUCUUAGUAUAUAUCAAUUCAAAAGUGCCCUUUCACGAAAAUCUGCCCCCCUUGCCUUCACAUCGUUCCGGCGUCCCUGCUAUAAACAGUCGUUUUGUUUCGAUAACCCUAAUCUCGACAUUUUUACUCUCUUUAAUUAAACAAACAAACGCAUUAGCUCAAGACUCAAGUUUCGCUUGAAUGGCCUACUUGAUAAAAUCUUGAACUGUUUGUGCCAGUGAAGUGGCAAUAAUAUGAACAAGCUUUCGUUAGUAGGAAGCAAUGAAACUCUAUAUUUUUCAGGUACUUGCAUCACUACCAACGAAAAGCUUGUUCAUAUCUAUUUGAUAAAAUACUUUUACAAUUGCUUGAUAAAAUAUUUAUAAUGCUGUUGCCAAGGUUAAUUUGUCCGAGAAUUUGUCAAAUUCGCGCAAUUAACAUUAAUUAGCUACUUGCGCGUCUAAGCUGUAAUAGUUCAGAUAAUAUCAUGCAGAUAAUAUGACACAGCAGGGUUGUCGUAUGCAAGCAUCUUGUGAGGUCUGCUUGCGAGCAAGAUAACAUCACCAACUUAUCAGUAUUUUGUAUUUAUUGAGUGACAACGAUUUAAUUGUGAACGCUCGUUUUAAUGGAAAUUCCAUCUGAUCAUUAUCAUCGAUAUGAAUUGCACGCCAAUAUUUACAUAGAGCAGGACAGCUUAAAUUGGGUAAAUAUUAGCAUUUGGGCGUCUUCACUCGAUGAGAACUAAUUGUUGAAGGUUUUUUGCAGAUGAAAAUUCCAAGUGUGAAUUUUAUACUUAGAAGUGAAUAGGAGUAUACAAAUCCGCCGAUCCGUCCAAAUUUGAAGCAAAAUCCGCGGUCCGACAAUGGUCUUCUCUAAAUUUUAAUCCGCUAAAAGCUCUACUGUGAAAUCACAAUCCAGGAUCCGAACUAAAUUGCAAGCAAACUCCACAAUCCGAGCCAAAAUAUUAGAUAAAUCCGCAAUCCGCUGUAUUAAUAAGAUCCGCAAAUCCGUGUAAAAUACUUGCCAGAUCCGAAAUGCGAACAAUUUUUCUGUGAAAUCCGACGAUCCAAAAACCUAUUCUUACACCUAACCAGGAACAGUUGUAAAAAUUCCUCUGGCAAGAAUCAAAGCUGCCAGAGAGGCUAUCAUGAGUUGCAUGCUUCUUUAGAUCUAAAACUGUAUCAAAUUUUACACAAAAACUCUUCAAUAGAUUGUGGAAUGUCGCCUACACAGACCCCCACGUUUGAGGUAUCACUUAGAAAAAUGAAGUGGGAGGGGGGGGGGGGUAUUUUCAGCCCCCACCAGUCAUUGUUAAACACUGAGUCAGUUUCCUCAAAUAUUUCUUACAAAUCUUUCAAAACUUAGAAUUUACCCAUGCAAAAUUCCUACUGUGAUCACAGAAACUUUGAUUAAAACCAGGUUUAAUCGUCCGCCCCAUAAAAUAUAUUUUCUGUUUCUCGAAGGUUAUGGACGGUCGAAAGAGGGCAAAUGUCCACCUCUGACGGGGAACGAGAAUUGUGCUUUUAAACUACUGAACAGUGAAUACGAUCAGUGCACGGGCCAAGAUAUUGAAUGUCAUGGAGACGACAAGUGUUGUGAGGAUGGCUGCGGGGGGUAUGAAUGUAGGCUUGCUGUUGAUUUACCACCACUUCCGGUUAUAGGUAAGAGUCAAGGGGAUACCCUAGCCUGUGAGCAGCCUCUCUAUAAGGAGGGUUAGUUCAGGCAUGGCCUAUCGAAGGGAAGAUGGCUGUGAAACUUAUUAGAAUAACAAUAUAACUCAUUAUCUAUGUUGGUCAACGUUUAUUCAUAAAUCUGGUCCUUCACCGUCACAUGUGUAUUGUAUUUUUGCGCAACUAACCAAUAGCAAUGUUUUAGGAAAGUCACCUAUCCGUGACUCGAACAAUAGGGAAACUGGAAAUUGCUAUUGGUGGAUUUGGUAGAAAUACAAUACACACGUAACGGUGAAACGACCAGAUUUAUGAAUAAACGUUGACUAACACAGAUAAUGAGUUAUAUUGUUAUUCUAAUGAGUUUCACAGCCAUCUCCCCUUCGAUAGGCUAUGGUUCAGGGUUUGCCUGAUUUUGUGAACGUUAUAUAGAAAUAAUAAAUAUAGAAUGUGUGCUAUAUAUUUUUACUGGAUAACAAACUAUUAGCGCAAGCUGCUUCAGGAAUCAGUAUUUCGAAAAUUUUCUUGUCUGGAUCAGUAGCAGUUUACAUCUCUGAUGUUUUGAAAUAAGCAGACGUGCAGAAAUAUAUAAACUAAAACAGCAGGUUCAAUUUUAACCCAGGAUUAGCGCUAAUCCAGCUUUGAACACGUAGCCCCAGAUCUCCGUAGCUCACACGGUUGCUAAAUCUUCUUCUUGUUUUCCAGAACCACACUGCGGAGCCGGCGAUCAAUGUGAGGCAGCGAACAUCACUUACUGUCAGGAAAAUGAUUGCACUAAGUAUGUCUUCAAAUUUAAAGUCCCAAUUAAACGAGGGUGGGAGUUGAGAAGCGAGAGUUUGCAUGAGAGUUGAUGAGAGUUGGGAAGCGAAAGUUUGCACGAGAGUUGAGAAGCGAGAGUUGAGAAGCGAGAGUUUGCAUGAGAGUUGAGAAGCGAGAGUUUGCACGAGAGUUGAGAAGCGAGAGUUGAGAAGCGAGAGUUUGCAUGAGAGUUGAGAAGCGAGAGUUUGCACGAGAGUUGAGAAGCGAGAGUUGAGAAGCGAGAGUUUGCAUGAGAGUUGAGAGAGUUUGCAUGAGAGUUUGCAUGAGAGUUUGCAUGAGAGUUUGCAUGAGAGUUUGCAUGAGAGUUGAGAAGCGAGAAUUUGCAUGAGAGUUUGUACGAGAGUUGAUGAGAGUUGAGAAGCGAGAGUUUGCAUGAGAGUUUACAUGAGAGUUUGCACGAGAGUUGAUGAGAGUUGAGAAGCGAGAGUUUGCUUGAGAGUUUGCAUGAGAGUUGAUGAGAGUUGAGAAGCGAGAGUUUGCAUGAGAGUUUGCACAAGAGUUGAUGAGAGUUGAGAAGCGAGAGUUUGCAUGAGAGUUUGCAUGAGAGUUGAUGAGAGUUGAGAAGCGAGAGUUUGCAUGAGAGUUGAUGAAAGUUGACUGGAUAUUACGCGCAGUUCAAGUAUAAUAUUUUGUCUUUUUCCCAUUAGAUGCUGUCGACAUAACAGUGUGUGUAGUCCCAGUGGCGAGCACAUCACAAAAGACGAAUGCGAGAAAAGUAUGUAUACUUCAGGCCAUAGAAAUAUUACCCCUAAUAUUUCUAUGUUUCAGUCACGUCCCAAGGAUUAUCUCCGCCUUCAAUUUCAUUCGGGCUUGUAUGUGUGUGUGUCUGUGUUUAUCUGUACCAGCAGGAUAACUUUGAAAAUAUCAUACGCAUUAAUACGAAAAUUGGUGGAGCUAAAGGACAUUGCCCAAGGACAAAGUGAUUAAAUUUUGGUUAACUUUGCAUGAAAAUUGGAUGAGAUAUUAACAAAAAGUUUGUCUAUGCUUUGCCAGGCAGAAUAAACUGAAUACGUAAUUAGACCAUUGUGACGCGCAAGGCGGGAAAAAUUUUAAAAAACUUUAAAUACAUUUUAAACCCGGAAAAGUUGCUGACACAACAGAAAGUUUUCCCGCUAAGCGGGAAAGUUGUGGCUAUGAACACAAGUUCAUGUGGGGAAAACAUUAUCCUGGUCACCGAGACACGGGAAAACGUUUCGUCUCAUAUGAACACAGUGUAACUUUUCAUAUUAUUUUCAUACCAAGGCGAGAUCUCGCUUGUAAACUUGUCGAAAUGUUCCCGAACUUGUCGAAAUGCUUUCCCCCAUAUGAACAGGCCUUCAGUUAGCCACCAGUUAUCAGUGCUUAACCUAUAACUCUCACUACGUUUUGGUCCAAACAUACAAGUGAAUUAUAUUGACUUACUUUUUGAACAGAUCUUUGCAAAGACAUCUUGUGUCCAGGUCAAGGCGAGAUUUGCAAGUUGGAUAAAUAUCAUCGUGCGAUCUGCGACUGUCCCCGCGAGUGCCCGCCUGACGUUCCCGACAUGCUCGUGUGCGGAUCUGAUGGCGAGACAUAUCAAAAUGAAUGCGAGAUGAACAUGAGCGCAUGCGUCACGGGAGAUAGGAUUAGCGCCUUACACAAAGGAGUUUGUCUGCCUCCCACACAGAAGAGUAAGUGUACUGAGCUCAGGUUAUGACUAGAUUAGUAUGAUGGCAUUAACUGUUCUCACUAGAUGUCUAAUAAGAGUUAUUUCUUAUUCAUCCAGUGUUACUACAGGAGGAAACCUAAACUAAACUAACUUUAUUUAUACUGGAUAGCUCUAUCAGUUCUAAACUGUUCUUCCUAGAGGUCCAGUAAGGAUCAUCUCUUAUUGAUCCAGUGUUACCACAGGAGGAAAUCUAAACUAAAUUAAACUAACUGUAUUUAUGCUGGCUAGCUCUAUCAGUUCUAAACUGUUCUCCUUAGAGGUCCAGUAAGGAUCAUCUCUUAUUGAUCCAGUGUUACUGCAGGAGGAAAUCUAAACUAACUUUAUUUAUACUGGAUAGUUCUAUCAGUUUUAAACUGUUCUUCCUAGAGGUCCAGUAAGGAUCAUCUCUUAUUGAUCCAGUGUUACCACAGGAGAAAAUCUAAACUAAAUUAAACUAACUGUAUUUAUGCUGGCUAGCUCUAUCAGUUCUAAACUGUUCUCCUUAGAGGUCCAGUAAGGAUCAUCUCUUAUUGAUCCAGUGUUACUGCAGGAGGAAAUCUAAACUAACUUUAUUUAUACUGGAUAGUUCUAUAAGAUCAGUUCAUAAUUGUUCCCAGUGUUAUAUUAAACGAACAAUUUGAAUAGCUGGAGAAAUUUUCUGUCGAACUCGAACUGUUCUCACAUGUGAGGCCCCCUAGCAAAUCUAGCAACCAACAGAACAGCAGCCAAUGACAUUUUCUCUAGGUCCUCUGGAGAUAUGCUCGUUGGCGAAAGAUAUAGGUUAUGGCUGGACAUUGGAGUUGAAUUAUUAUUUCAACAAAGAGAAAGGGAUUUGUGAGGGGUUUCUGUACCAUGGCAAAGGAGGAAAUGAGAAUAACUUCGACAUAUACAAAGAUUGUGAUGAUAUGUGCGCAGACACAAGUAAGGAUGAAAGUUGGUUUAAUUUCAAAGCAGAAAUAGCGUUUAUUCUUUUACCUUUUACCAGUUGACAGCGAAAAUGUGAACAGGAUGGCAAAGGACAUAAAUGUGCGUUAGAAAAUGAAGUCUCUCUAAAGGCCGAUCUACACCAACAGCAUGCAACCUGAACACAACUUGAGUUGUACUGUGUAAAUGAAAAUUUGCCUACUUUGUCACAAUGUCGUAGGUGAGUUGUCUGCUUGAGUUACACGGUACAACUCAAGUUGUAAGCAGGUUGCAUGCGACAGUUUUAGGCAAAAGUUGUGUAGCGUAAAGCGGCCUUAAUAUAGUGGAAUAAUAUACAAUGGAAUCGUAGCCUUAAAAUUUCUCCAAAUUUCUUUUCAGUAACCGACGUUUGUGUACUCCCUAAACUUGUCGGGCCGUGUCGGGCCGCCUUUCCAAGAUGGCACUUUAACAGCCGUGUUCAACGUUGUGAGCGUUUCACCUACGGAGGCUGUGCGGGCAAUGCCAACAAUUUUAAAAGCGAGGAAGACUGCAACAACCAGUGCGUCUGUAGGCUUCCCAAGGCGCAAGGAGUUUGCAAGGGUUAUUUUCCAUCGUGGUUUUUUAAUAUCGAGACGGGAAAGUGCGAGAAAUUUGUUUACGGAGGAUGUGGCGGGAAUAUGAAUCGAUUUUACAACAAAGAGAGAUGUGAAAAAGCCUGUGGCGUGGGCGAAGGUAAGUUGACUGAUCUAUAUAUGUUUCAGUGGAGCAAUCUUUCUUCCAACUGAUCUGUAUUUAGACUGAAUUGACAAACCUAUUGACGACCGUGUCCGCACAUGACGUCAUUUCGUGUCCGCAGGUGACGUCACUCGAUGGCAUCAUCACAUUGACGUCAUCAUCACCUUGAUGACGUUAUUACCUAGAUGAUGUCAUUACCUUCUCUGCAGAUGACGUCGUUCUUCCUAACCAGCCAUGUUCAGAUCAUCUCUGAUAAUGAAGGACUUUGAGUGUCGAAGCGUUGCGUCGUAAAAUGUAAUUCGACCGAGGAUUGCAUUUAAUAUAGCGGAACAUGCCUGAUAUUAGACUUGGAAGUAAUGAAGAAAUUAUAAUCAGGCAAAUGCAUAUUGCACGAAGCGAGCCCUGUCACAGAAGUGGAAAAUAUAUCUAUUAACCAUUGUGCUAGCACAACGUAAUUAACACAACACGACACAACACAACACACAGCGUAAUACAUUUCAAUUUAACACAAUAGCAACCAAAAAUACUUUUGUAAUAACUACAAAGAGACCAAUCCAUUCUCUUUCGAUCAGAAAUCCCAAUUGUUCUGAAGCCACAGUGUCACGGUAAGAACAAGUUCAACUGUCGUUCAAUCAAGAAAUGUCUCCCUGCCAGUUUGAAAUGUAACGGAGUCGAUGAUUGUGGGGACAAUAGCGACGAAGAGGGAUGUGGUAAGAAGAUUAUGAUCAUUCAUAUUACACCAUGUAUUUCCCAUACCAUAUUGUACAUGACCAUACCAUUACCAUACACUAUACCAUAUCACACCAUACAUGACCAAACAACACGUUACCAUAUCAUAUUGUACCAUACAUAUAUGCCAUACACGACCAUAGUACACCGUACGAAGAGGUUUGUAGUAAGAUCAUUUUAAUCGCUUCACAAAUAAUCUAUUUAAGAUUUAGCGAAAUAUAUGUCUGAAAUAUUUUCUUUUCAAAAGACCCAUGUGCAAACAAGAAAUGUGAUUUCUACGCGACAUGUGUAACCACGGAGAACAACACGGCGCUGUGUGACUGCCCCACGUUAUGUACAGCUGACUGGGCUCCUGUCUGUGGCUCAGAUAAUGAAACCUACCCUAACUUGUGUAACAUGAAAGUUGAAUCUUGUCUAAAACAGAAGAUGAUUACGAAAGUCAGAGAUGGAGAAUGCAGUAAGGGAAACUAAACAAACUUUAUUUAUACUUGAUAGCUCUAAACUGUUCUUCCUAGAGUUCCAGUAAGGAUCAUCUCUUAUUGAUCCAGUGUUACUACAGGAGGAAACCUAAACUAAACUAACUUUAUUUAUGCUAGUUACCUCUAUCAGUUCUAAACUGUUCUCCCUAGAGGUCCAGUAAGGAUCAUCUCUUAUUGAUCCAGUGUUACUACAGGAGGAAACCUAAACUAAACUAACUUUAUUUAUACUGGAUAGCUCUAUAAGUUCUAAACUGUUCUCCCUAGAGGUCCAGUAUAAUUUUGGAGAUUUUUUGCAAGUUUACACUACUAACUGCUUCUUCUCACAGAUGCUAGAGCCAAAACUAAAUGCGAACUGGAACGGACCAAACAACAACAACGUUUGUUAUUCGGUUCCUAUAUCCCCCAGUGUGAUGAGGACGGAAGCUACAGUAGCGCACAGUGUCAUGAGAGUUAUUGUUGGUGUGUUGAUGGUGAAGGAAAUAAACUUCUGGAAACUGAGAUGAGAUUUGAUAAACCGAACUGUACUAAAAGUAAGAUGUGCAUCAAUAUAUGACGUUUCGUAAUAAUUUAUGAAGAAAUUCAAAAUAAAUCAAUGUUUGAUGUACCCUGGUUACCAGAGGUUCUUAUAUCUUCCGCCCUAUUCUCGCUCGUAAUAAUAUUGAGCGAGAAUAGCGCGAAAGAUACGAGAACCUCUGGCAACCAAGGUAUGUUUAACGAGGUGUUCCUCAUAUACGAAAUUCUCUUGAUUUUCAUAAACUUUUUCCCUUGAUUUUCUCUGUUAAGAUCACUUCUCUUUUAAGUAUUUCUUAAAACACAGCUGUUGAAAUCCUUACGUGUCAUGCUGUAUAGAAUAUUUGAGUCCGUGUUGUAUCAGACACACACAGGGACGCCGGAACGAUGUGAAAGCAAGGGGGGCAGAUUUUCGUGAAUAUAUUACAUGCAUACCCCCUCAGAGCAUACCGUACCAUACCAUACCAUGCUAUACCAUACCAUACCAUACCACAAAACCACACAAAACCAUAGCCACAAAACCACACCAUAGCACGCCAUAUUAUACCAGUAUGCCACACAAUACCGAACCAUACCAUACCAUACCAUACCAUACCAUACCAUACCAUACCAUACCAUACCAUACCAUACCAUACCAUACCGAACCAUACCACACCUAACCAUACCAUAUCGUUUCAUACCAUAAAUAUGAUUUCCUUUUUUUUCAGUAGAAGGAAGAGAAAAGUCAAAAUGCGAGAAAGAGCGGGAUGACGCUCGUGAAAAUAAUCCUUUAGUCGGAGCAUUUAUUCCUGAAUGUGAGGAAGAUGGGAGUUACAGUGAAAUUCAAUGUUAUGGUUCUACUGGUUCUUGUUGGUGUGUUGACAGUGAAGGAAAUGAACUGGCGGAAACUAAAGUGAGAUCUGACAGAAUCAAUUGCACUAAAGGUGAGUGGCAUACUGUGCAAUACCACCUCAAACAUUACCACACCAUACUAACAACCAUGUUUUUAACAACAGAUGGACCAGCACCAACAGAACCACCAUUCAAUAUCUGUGAUCUGACACUUUGUGAGUUUGGAAAAUGCGUGCUGGUGGAUGGUAACGCUACAUGUCAAUGUAACAAAGUGUGUCCUCUUAUCUACGCACCAGUGUGUGGAUCAGACAACGAAACAUACCCCAAUCUUUGCGUGAUGGAAAGUCAGGGUUGUGAAAAGGAAGAACAUAUCGAAGUACAACAUGUAGGGAAUUGUGGUGAGCAUAGUGACGUUUUCUUAAUCAUAGAGUACCAUAGAGUACCAUACUGUACCACACCACAGCGUACCAUAUUCUGUACAUCAUGCCUUAUUAAUUGUACCAUUUUACACUGCACCAUACCAAAACAUACUUAUGCCAUUCUGCACCUUGCCGCCCCACACCCUACCACACCACACGUAACCAUAUUUUAACAACAGGAGGACCACCGCCAACAGAACCACCAUUCAAUAUCUGUGACGUCACACUUUGUGAGUUUGGAAGAUGCGUGCUAGUGGAUGGUAAUGCAACAUGUCAAUGUAACAAAGCGUGUCCUUUUAUCUACGCACCAGUGUGUGGAACAGACAACGAAACAUACCCAAAUCUUUGUGUGAUGGAAAGUCAGGGUUGUGUAAAGGAAGAACAUAUCGAAGUACAACAUGUAGGGAAUUGUGGUGAGUAUAGUGAAGCAAGUUUUCUUAAUCAUAGAGUACCAUACUGUACCUUACCCCCACACCACACCCUACCACACUUAACCAUAUUUUAACAACAGGAAGACCACCGCCAACAGAGCCACCAUUCAAUAUCUGUGACGUCACACUUUGUGAGUUUGGAAGAUGCGUGCUAGUGGAUGGUAAUGCUACAUGUCAAUGUAACAAAGCGUGUCCUCGUAUCUACGCACCAGUGUGUGGAACAGACAACGAAACAUACCCCAAUCUUUGUGUGAUGGAAAGCCAGGGUUGUGAAAAGGAAGAACAUAUUGAAAUACAACAUGUAGGAAAUUGUGGUGAGUAAUAAUGGAGCAAGUUUUCUUAAUGAUACAAUACUGUACCAUACCGUACCACAUCAUAGCACACCGUACCACAUCAUACCACACCAUACCACACCAUACCAUACCAUACCACACCAUACCACACCAUACCACACCAUACCACACCAUACCACACCAGCAAGAUUCUACAAAACCAAGUAGCCUGUGUUGUUUUGUUUUGUGUUAAUACUUGACCAAUAUAAGGAUUUCUCCCACUAUACCUUUUGGAAGAACAGUUUAAACUGAUAGAGCUAUCCAGUAUAAAAAAGUUCGUUUAGUUUAGGUUUCCCCCUGUAGUAACACUGGAUCAAUAACAGAUGUUUCUUACUGGACCUCUAGGGAGAACAGUUUAGAACUGAUAGAUCUAUCCAGUAUUUUACCAAGAUUUUACCUUGAAUUACAUUCUUCCUUUCGUUCUCCUUGUAGAGGAAAAAGAUCCAUGUAAAGACGUGGAGUGCGAUUUCUACAGUAGAUGUGUUGCACUGCAAAACGGCAGUACAAUAUGUGAAUGUCCAGAAAUCUGUACUUCUCUUUAUCAGCCAAUCUGUGGAAGCGAUAACGAAACAUACUCCAAUCUCUGUGAGAUGAUGGUAACUUCGUGUACGCAACAGGAAUUGAUAACCAAGGACUAUGAUGGGGAGUGUAGUAUGCCUAUAGGUAUGUUUAAAUGAUGUGAUUUGUCGUCUAUGAUUCAUAUUCUGGAGUUCAGAACUGAUAGAGCUAUCCAGUAUAAAUAAAAUUAGUUUAGUUUAGUUCAGGUUUCCUCCUGUAGUAACACUGGAUCAAUAAGAGAUGAUCCUUACUGGACCUCUAGGAAGAACAGUUUAGAACUGACAAAGCUAUCCAAUAUAAAUAAAGUUAGUUUAGGUUUCCUCCUGUAGUAACACUGGAUCAAUAAGAGAUGAUCCUUACUGAACCUCUAGGAAGAACAGUUUAGAACAUAACAAAUUUUUGUUCCAUAGGAGGUUCGGUCAAUCCGUGCCAAGACUUUGAAUGUGAAUUCUAUGCCACAUGCGUACCUCUCAAAAACGGCAGCAAGAUCUGCGAGUGUCCUCGGAUAUGUACGCGAGAAUAUGAUCCUGUCUGUGGCUCGGAUGGAAUGACGUACAGCAAUGCCUGUGAAAUGAAGGUGACAUCGUGUGAGCAACAAGAAUUGAUAACCAAACAAUAUGAUGGCAAAUGCGGUAAGUAGAGUUCUCUUCAUAAUGAUACACACACGUAAAAUUGCACAAGUUGUGACAAACUUGUAUCAUCAGCAUGUAUUCGCACUGCUUGUUCCCAGCCUGUUGACAACUGCCACAGAGUUGUUGAGCUCUAUAGACGUGUUACAAGUUGUCCAAACAACUUGUUAUCGUCCUGCAAUUCAACAAUUUGCCCACAAGUUGCGAGUGACAACCUUGUAGCAACUCGAUAAAAUAACAGCAUUGUCACAACUUGUUGACAUGUCAGCGACUCAGUGGUGAAAUUAGUUUCAAAAACAGGAAAAAAUAGCUAGCCUCUGAAAGAAAUUUGUCUAUUUUUUAAGGAGGUGCACGAGGCGGAAGACCAAAGUCAAAAUGUGAAAAAGGGCGAGAUGGUCGGAAAUUGCUCGGAGCAUUUACUCCUAAAUGUGAGAAAGACGGGAGUUACAGUGAAGUUCAGUGCCGUUCUACUGGUUAUUGUUGGUGUGUUGAUGGUGAAGGAGAUGAAGUGGUUGGAAGUAAAGUAAAAUUUGGCAGACCUAAUUGUUCUGAAGGUAAGAUGUACCAUACUGUACCAUACGACCAUCAUCACCACAGAUUUAAUAAUUGUAGUGAAGGUCAUGAGAUAUAGACUACACCAUACGGUACACAUACUACAUCAUAUCGUUAUGAUGCAAUGACAUAUAAUAUCUUACCAUGUCAUUAUGUACCAUACUAUUACGUACCAUGCCAUACCACACUGCUAUAAUCAUCACCACCAUCAUCAUUAUUACCAUUAUCACCAAAGCCACCACCAUCAUCAUCAUCACCACCACCAUCAUCACCACCACCACCACCACGAUCAUCAUCAUCACCAUCGUCACCACCAUCAUCACCACCAUCACCCUCAUCAUCAUCAUCAUCAUCAUCAUCAUCAUCAUCAUCACCACCACCACCAGUCACCACCGCCAUCACUAACUUUCACUGCAUUAUUACAGAACUGCCACCGACAAACCCACCGUUUGACCCAUGCGACAUUUCUCUCUGCGACUUUGGUAUAUGUGUGAAUGUGAACGGUACAGCAACCUGCGUGUGCAACAACGCGUGUCCAUUUAUUGAGGAACCUGUGUGCGGAAGUGACAAUAAAACGUAUGCGAAUCUUUGCGUGAUGGACGCCGAGGCGUGUGAACGCAAAGAAUAUAUCAAUGUUAAGCACAAAGGGUCUUGUGGUGAGUGGAUAAGAAUUAUUUACACUUGAUAACUCUACCAAUUCUAAAUAUCUGCCCUACAUGUGGAACGCGUUACCUCUUGCUAUCCGCACUUUUGAGCGUACAUCAGUCUUCAAGACUCGCCUGAAGAAGUUAUUAUUUGCACGCCUUCAAUCCACCUAAUUUGAUUCGCAAAAUAUCCGUUAAUGCGGCAUUAUUUGUCCCAUCUACAGAAGCCCCAAUGUGGAUUCAACUUGUAGCUGUUGAUUUUAACAAUUGCAUUAACAAUGAUUUAGAUUUAUGUACAAUUGUUCUUACGUACUUUGUUUAAUUAUACUUUAUUUUUGUUGUUAUCCUUUGUGAAAGACCCCGGGUUCUAUUGCUUCCAGUUGACUCAUUAUGUCUCAGAUAUCGUCAAUGGGUGACUCCAGGUAUAGACUAAAUUUUGAUCAAGGCAAGAAGAACGAAAUCCAACACCACAGCUAGAAAGAGCGUCUUAGAAUGAGUAAAACUGCAAAGAUUUGUUGCGAAAUGUUGUAAAAUGAAGAAAAUAUAGUCCUGUGAAGUUCGUAAAUUUCGUAUAUAUUUGUAUUACGCGCGGUAAAAAUAACCACUUUCGGCUCAAAAAUGGUUAUUUUUCCCGCGCGUAAUGCAAAUAUAUACAAAAUUUGCGAACUUCACAGGGCUAUAUAUUCCUCAUUUUACAACAAUUCGCAACUAAACUUUGCAAUUUUACUCAUUUUAUGAUGCUUUAUGAUGCUCUUUCCAGCUAUGGUAAUUGUUUCGCUCUUCUUGUCUAGAUCAAAAUGUCAUCUUUUUCCUGGUCCAGUAAUCUCUUAGGCAACGUUUUCACAAUAGAUCCAUUGCACAUGACGUCACAGCACCGGUGACGAUGCAUCUGGAGGACAAAUUAGCAAUCUAUGCAUAAUAUAACUUUUUAAACAAAGCAAAUUUUGUAAAAGUUUAUAAUAAUUUUGUAUUAAAAUGGUUAGUUUUUGCGCUGUAUGUGGUUCUUGUACCCGUACAGAUAUUGUUAGGGAGCAUCUGGAGGACGCUGUAAGGAUUUGUGACGUCAGUGCAAUAGGUCUAUACCGGAUAGCUGUACGUAUUGGGGCGAAAAAGCAUCUAUCCGACAAGGAGUUAUAUUGAGAGGCAUAUAUAUGCAAUAGCCAAUGUAAUAAAAACACAUAGUGAUGACUAUAAUAGAAAAUUCAGGGGGGUGAAUGCCUGUCAUAAGCGCACUGGCUAGGACCAUGGCGUCAGCAUUUUGAUGACGAAUUACGGUUACGCCAAAUCAUAGGAAAAACCAAGAAGUCGGGCUUCUGUACAGUCACUGUUCUGUGACAGAGCCCUAACCACUGACACCACUGUUCUAUUUCACAGGAACAAAAUCCGAAUGUCAAAGAAAGUUACACGAAGCAUUGACCAAGCCAAGACCAGGCAGACGCACACCAAGCUGCGAGGAAGAUGGUAGCUACAGUCCUAAACAGUGUCACGGGUCGACUGGUUACUGUUGGUGUGUGAAUCGACGUGGAGAGCGAAUUCCUGGAACACUGUUACGAUACGGUCAAGUUGACCAACUAAAUUGUUCUCAAGGUAAAAUUUCUUGCAAACAUUGUGGAAGUUAAGAACGAAAGUGAAAAUCUUAGAACUGAAAGAGCUAUUCAGUAUAAAUAAAGUUAGUUUAAAUUAAUAUUAAUUUAGAUUUCCUGUUGUAGUAACACUGAACAAUAAGAGAUUAUCUUUACUGGACCUCUAGAAAGAACAGCUUAGAACUGAUAGAGCUAUCCAGUAUAAAGUUAGUUUAAUUUAGAUUUCCUCCUUUACUAACACUGGAUCAAUAAGAGAUGAGAUUUACUGGACCUCUAGGAAGAACAGUUUAGAACUGAUAGAGCUAUCCAGUAUAAAUAAAGUUAGGUUAGUUUAGGUUUCCUCUUGUAGCAGUAACACUGGAUCAAUAAGAGAUGAGAUUUACUGGACCUCUAGGAAGAACAGUUUAGAACUGAUAGAGCUAGCCAGUAUAAAUAAAGUUAGGUUAGUUUAGGUUUCCUCUUGUAGCAGUAACACUGGAUCAAUAAGAGAUGAUCUUUACUGGACCUCUAGGGAGAACAGUUUAGAACUGAUAGAGCUAUUCAGUAUAAAUAAAGUUAGUUUAAUUUAAGUUUCCUCCUGCAUGUAGUAACACUGGAUCAAUAAAGGAUAAUCCUUACUAAACCUCUCUAAGUAAAACAGUUUAUAAUUGAAAGAGCCAUCCAGUGUAAAGUCAACUUAGUUUAACCUAGCUUGGUAGUUUCGCAAAUUGUACAGAAGCACCAAAUUUCAACCAGUACCUGAUAAUGUGUUACAGUUGUGGAAUCUGACCCAUGCGCAGUUGUGAAAUGUGAUUUUUACGCCACGUGUGUACCGCUGGACAAUGGUGACCAUAUCUGCGACUGCCCGCGAUUCUGUACGAGAGAGAACAAGCCAGUGUGCGCUUCAAAUGGCGAGACAUACGCGAACGAAUGCGAGAUGCGGGUCUCGUCUUGUCGGAAACUAGAAAUGUUGUUUGUGGAAAGCUUUGGCGAAUGUGGUAAGAUUUGCUUUUAGGGAGCGGUCAUUGGGGGGGGGGUGGCACCGAAGAGAAAAAGGUUGGGUAAACUAAAUUUUGAGUGAGUAAAAGGCUGGGUAAAUGAAAAACAAAACAACUCAAGGGUUGGGUAAUAAAAAGUUAUUGUCAUUUCCAAAGCAUGACUCACUUAAAUAUUGGAGACUGAAAAGCAAUGUCAACAGUCAUAUGUCAAAACAAUAUGUGAAUCAAUCAGAGUCACUAUUGAUCAUUUUCCGAUUUGUUGGGAGACAAAUGGUCCCAAAGAAAGUACAUGUACAUACAACAUGAAAGUUUAGUUAUCAAACUUGUGUCACAGAAGUGGUAAAGGACAUGUGUGACAACUGAAUGGUAUUUUUUUGUAAAGGUUUUGGCCAGGGGUGGGUAUUUAUUUUUUAAUUGAUAUUUGAGGUUGGGUAAUCAAAUUUUUUGCUUUUUAACGGUUGGGUCAGCAAAAUUUUUACCAGGAAAAACAUUUCUCUUCGGUGCCCCCCCCCCCACCAUAAAUAAUGACCCGUCCCUUAUUUAUAAAAGAAAGCGUUUUGGUGACAGUUGCGGCCGAGUGAAGCAUAUAAUUUGUCUAUGAACUACACACGUAAAAAUUUCACAACUUGUCAACAAGAUGUGUUCGCAACAGGCUUGUACGUAGCAAGCUUGUCAACAUGUUGUAACAAUGCUGUUAUUUUGCUACAAGGUUGUCAUUCACAACUUGUUGACAAAUUGUUGAAUUGCAGGACGAUAACAAGUUGUUGGAACAACUUGUAACAAGUCUGUUGAGCUCAACAGCUCAACAACCCUGUAGCAAGUUGCCAACAAGCCGUUGACAACUUGUCAACAAGCUGGGAACAAGCAGUGCGAACACAUCCUGUUGUUGGAACAGCAUUGCUACAAAUCUGCUGCAGGUUUGUUACAACUUGUGCGUUUUUACGUAUGUAUAAUUCAUGCAGAGAAAAGUCUCUAUUAUCGUCACUAAUUAAGGAUUUGGGAAUGUUAAACGGUUUUACAAUACAGUGAUUACUGCAAGUGUUUUUCUUCAUGUGCGUUAGGGGAUGAUCCUUACUGGACCUCUAGAGAGAACAGUUUAGAACUGAAGAGCUAUCCAGCACAAAGGAAGCUAUAUACUUUAGUGUAAUUCAAAGCAUACGUGGAUACAAGCUUAAAUUUAUUUGCUUAUAUCUUAUUCUAGGCUCACAACCACCGACAGAUCCACCGUUCGACCCAUGCGACAUUUCUCUCUGCGACUUUGGCGUAUGUGUAAAUUUGAAGGGUACAGUAACCUGCGUGUGCAACAAAGCAUGUCCAUUUAUUGAGCAACCUGUGUGUGGCAGUGACAAUAAAACGUAUUCAAAUCUUUGUGUGAUGGACGCCGAGGCUUGUGAACGCAAAGAACGUAUUUCUGUGAUAUUCGACGGUCCUUGCGGUAUGUAGAUGUGUUCAAUUUUCUGUUCUAUACCAUACCAUACUACCAUACCAUACCAUACCAUACCAUGCAACACCAUAUUAUACCUUAAAAUACUCAUUAAUAAUUCAUAAACCUUGUGGCAAAUCAUGUCAGCCAUAAUAUGUCACGUGGAGUGACUUUAUAUCUGAUAAAAAUCAUCUUCAUUAGUAUUCUUUAUAUAAUUGUUCUUCCUAAUUAAUAUGAUUAUAUAAUUGUAAUUAGUAUUCGUUUGUAGUCGUAUUUUAAGCUAUUCAAAACACUCGUUGUCGUGUUUUAUCGGAUAUAAAACGCUCGGCUGCGCCUCGCGUUUUAUAUCUGAUAAAACACUCCUACUCGUGUUUUAAAUAGUAAUUAGAAAAUUCAUUAAUAAUUCACGAGGAAAAUACAAAAGAAAUGAAUGUUUAAUCAAUGUUUGUAAAUCGGAUAAAGAUUCGUCCUGAUUUACAUAAACUUCAGCUUUGAUUUUCUCGGCUUAGACAAUGUUUAUUUUUAAAAUUACUUCGCCAAUGAACUCAUAAGAUGGGUCAUUUUUUAAGUACGAUAAAACAUUCGCAUCCGAUCUGUAUCUGAUAUACAAACUCUCGCCUUCGCCUCGAGUUUGUAUAUCAGAUACAGAUCGGCUGCUCAUGUUUUAUCUUAGUACAUACAAUAUCAUAACAUGAAUCAUAUUUUCUUACAGAGGAAGCUCAACCGAAUACAAUUGAUCAAUGCGCUUCGACUGAAUGUAGUUACAACAGUCAGUGCGAAGUUGUCAACGGUAGUGCAAGAUGUGUCUGUGAGAAAGGCUGUACUAAAGAACUUGAUCCCAAGUGUGGCUCUGACAAUAUCACAUACGGCAACCCGUGCGAGUUGCGCAGAGCGUCUUGUGAAGAGAUGAGGGAAAUCAACAUUGUGAAGGAUGGGGAGUGUGGUAAGUUUCACAACUGGAGUGAUAACAAGAUCACCACUUUAAUCAUCACAAUCACCACCAAUAUCACAUUAUCACCAUCAUCACCACCAUCAUCAUUAUCACCAUCAUCACCACCACCAUCAUCAUCAUUAUCACCAUUAUCACAACCAUCAUCAUCAUCAUCACCACCAUCAUCACAACCACCAUCAUCAUCACCACCAUCAUCAUCAUCACCACCAUCAUCACCAUCACCACCAUCAUCAUCAUCACCACCAUCAUCAUCACCACCACCAUCAUCAUCAUUAUCACCAUUAUCACAACCAUCAUCAUCAUCAUCACCACCAUCAUCACAACCACCAUCAUCAUCACCACCAUCAUCGUCACACCACGUAGCAAUGAAAUGGUGAAACAACAAAAGAUGUCAUAUGGCACUCUUAGGAUGAUCAAACCUUUAAAUUAUAUUUCUUUUAAUAUUUUCUCAGCCAUUCCAACCACCGCCCAACCAGCAGUUGCUACAACCAAAGCUCUUCCCAAGUGUAAGAAUUGUCCAACAUUUGGCAAAAAUAAUAUCGUGAAGAGUUUCUGCAGCUGGUUUAACAAAUUUGGUAAGUCCAACAGUUUUGUAAGGUACAAAUGUUAGUUUAGUUUAGGUUUCCUCCAGUAGUAACACUGGAUCAAUAAGAGACAAUCCUUACUGGACCUCUAGGGAGAACAGUUUAAAACUGAUAGAGCUAUCCAGUAUAAAUGUUAGUUUCGUUUAGGUUUCCUCCUGUAGUAACACUGAAUCAAUAAGAGAUGAUCCUUACUGGACCUCUAGGGAGAACAGUUUAAAACUGAUAGAGCUAUCCAGUAUAAAUAAAGUUAGUUUAGGUUUCCUCCUGUAGUAACACUGGAUCAAUAAGAGAUGAUCCUUACUGGACCUCUAUAGGGAGAACAGUUUAGAACUGAUAGAACUAUCCAGUAUAAAUAAAGUUAGUUUAGUUUAGGUUUCCUCCUGUAGUAACACUGGAUCAAUACGAGAUGAUACUUACUGAAACUCAAGGAAAAACAGUUUAGAACUAAUAGAGCUAUCCGGUAUAAAUAAAGUUGGUUUAGUUUGCAUUUUAUUCUGAAGUAAGUAGUAAGGCAAUGCUACGCAGUGUGAAUAAUUAAAGCAAGUUUUAAAAAGGGUAGAUAUUUAUUUUGUUUUAGUGAUCAUUGGUGAAAUUUUGAACACAAGCAAGAGUGGAAAAGAAAUAAGCGUCAAGGUGGAAACGAAGUUCAAGCCUACGGCAACAAAGACGAAAUUCACACCCCAAAACACCGUCAAGAUCAGAGUGCAAAAAUCCCCCCGCUGUGUGUGCGAUAAUCUGCAAUUCAAAAAGAAUGAAAAAUACGUGCUUAUGGGGAGAAAGACAAAGAGUAAAAAAAUCUUUGUAAUAAAAUGGAAGACUGGUUUUGUGGAGAAAGUCUCGAAGCAGCUCGUCGAUAAGUUGACGAAAACGUCAGAAAGAGCCAAGACGUGGCGCUUGUGUGCCCUGAGGAAGUCUGGUUAAAACAGAAACUGAUAAACUACAGUUUAAACAUACUUAUAAGAGAGGCUUUUUAUUGUUUGUGAUGGCAUAAUUGUAAUACUAUUGCUAAGAUCCCGCUGAUUAUAUAUUGUAUUCGUGAGGUUAGAUUUCUAUACUAGAUUUUAAUAAUAAAUGUUGUACUUUGUUUUA
Molecule: messenger RNA, 23904 nt
Organism: Paramuricea clavata
Lineage: Eukaryota; Metazoa; Cnidaria; Anthozoa; Malacalcyonacea; Plexauridae
Source: the annotation of a GenBank genome assembly